This is a messenger RNA of Fusarium verticillioides 7600, 740 nucleotides long. RefSeq lists its product as hypothetical. The coding region runs from base 84 to 494 and encodes 136 amino acids. NCBI's taxonomy places the organism in Eukaryota, Fungi, Ascomycota, Sordariomycetes, Hypocreales, Nectriaceae. The transcript has a single exon. The record is from RefSeq and is a predicted model, not a curated record.
UUUGGAACCUUUUUGCAUCCGGAAUCGACAUUGGCUCUACCAAUUCAAGUCACUCACAGAUCCCCACUAAAGAGCUCAAUAGAAUGUCUCAAUUCAUACCUACCGACUACACUCCCCUCCUCCUCAAAGGCUUCUCCGCCUGGAUCAUUUAUAACGGCGCAUCACAUCUUGUCCGCGGGAUAACAGAAUAUCUCGCUCAAACUGAGCGCGCAAGACUCCCUUCAUCAACCGUCUCCCUCAUGGAUUCGCAGAUCCGCUUCCUUGGCGGAACAUACAUUGCCUACGGCGCUGCCCUAUGCUGGACGUCGUACGAUAUCAAAGAAAGACAGCUGGCUUUGAAUAUUCUAUUGGCUGGUUUGGCAUUAGGCGGUACUGGGAGAGCUAUCUCAGCUGGGGUAUUUGGCUGGGGAUUUCCGUGGCUCCAACGAGCUACGACCACUGAGAUUGUCGUACCGCCCUUAGUCUACUGGUUUGGCUCACGCAAGUAUGUUUAGAUAGGGAAUGGUUGGGCCCGUGACCAGUUGCAAGGUCAAACGUCAUAUCCUGGUGACCUAUAAUUGACAAGUUGGCAGAGGGGAAUAGGAGGCAGUUUGCAUCAAACCCAGAGGUUUCAAGAUAUACCAGCAUUAUGGACAUGUUCCUUUGGGGACGUCUGCCAGAAUUUUACCAGGGUAGUAUCAUAAAACAGAAGAGCCCAAAUCGAGCUUAUUCCUUGAUAUUCGAUGACCGCGCUACAAGGU